UAUUUGUUCAAAGGCAGGGUUUGGAGGCGGUGGGCGUGGCGUCAUGGGGCUCAUUUGCAUAGUGCGCAGUAUAUAAAGGGCGCAUGAGGCUGCGGACAUCACUCUGCCGCUUCGCCUGAUCCGUUCUUCUCACAUCAGUGUGUCUGAAAACCUGAUCUCUGCAAACAUGUCUGACAAACCCGAUAUCUCAGAAGUCGAGAACUUCGACAAGACCAAGCUGAAGAAGACUGACACUGUGGAAAAGAACCCACUGCCAACCAAAGAGAUGAUCGAGCAGGAGAAGACAGGAUGAAGGCCCGGCCUCCUGCACGCUGUACAUUCCACAUGCCUUACCCUUUUUUAUCAACCUUUCCCACAUGCAUUCUCAGUUGCAGCACUCUGAUUCGACAAAUUGCUGCACAACCACACACCAAACCUGUCACUUGCCUAAAAUGUUCACCGUAAGGAAGCGUGGUUCAGUGACGGCAUGGGUUCCUUGUCAUCUGUUUUGCUGUGGCUGAAAGUCGAGGUGUGUUCUGAAACAACUGAGGGACCUGCGCUUUACCAGCUGUGAAUGCUCACAAAGCAGUUCUCUAUUUUUUUUUUUUCUGAACUGGAAUGCACAAGUUUAAAUAUGCAAAAAUAAAAACUGUAAAUUGA
Molecule: messenger RNA, 639 nt
Organism: Hippoglossus stenolepis (Pacific halibut)
Lineage: Eukaryota; Metazoa; Chordata; Actinopteri; Pleuronectiformes; Pleuronectidae
Gene: tmsb4x
Product: thymosin beta 4 X-linked
Exons: 3
Coding region: 167-292 (41 amino acids)
Biological process (GO): regulation of cell migration; actin filament organization
Cellular component (GO): cytoplasm
Molecular function (GO): actin monomer binding
Source: RefSeq, a predicted model, not a curated record